UAGAUAUUUCCUUUGUCAGGUGGCCGGAAGGAGCCGAGGGAGGUAGAAGACUACACAUUGCAGAUUGUUGUGUGUGUUUCAAUUGGCUUUCGGGAAGCGGCAGGGGAGCCCGCACUCCACCGCGCACAAAAGAGCUUCUCGCAUGCUCCAUGCCCAGCCCUGCGAUGCUCCUACCCGGUGAGCGAUUGAAAUCAUCCCCGACUCGCUCCCCAUGACGGAAGACUUCAAGCAUGGUGCAAAAAUCCCGCAACGGCGGUGUUUACCCGGGUCCAGCCGGAGAGAAAAAGCUCAAAGUAGGAUUCGUAGGGCUCGAUGCUGGGGCACCCGACUCCAGCAGAGAUGGGGCGCUGCUUAUCGCUGGAUCAGACGCUACCAAGCGAGGCAGCAUCUUAAGUAAACCGAGAUCCAGCGUCACAGGCACUGGGAAACCUCCGAAGAGGAACGCCUUUUAUCGAAGAUUGCAGAAUUUCCUCUACAAUGUUUUGGAAAGACCAAGGGGAUGGGCGUUUAUCUACCAUGCUUAUGUUUUUCUGCUAGUGUUCUCCUGUCUAGUGCUGUCAGUCUUUUCCACUAUCAAGGACUAUGAAAAAAGUUCUGAAGAUGCCCUGUACAUACUGGAAAUCGUGACAAUCGUGGUGUUCGGUGUGGAGUACUUUGUGAGAAUCUGGGCGGCUGGCUGCUGCUGUCGUUACAGAGGAUGGAGGGGGAGGCUGAAAUUUGCCCGCAAACCUUUCUGUGUGAUCGACAUCAUGGUGCUGAUCGCAUCCAUCUCCGUGCUGGCCGCUGGCACCCAGGGAAAUGUGUUUGCCACCUCUGCCAUCCGGAGCUUGAGGUUCCUGCAGAUCCUGCGGAUGAUCCGAAUGGACCGUCGAGGCGGCACCUGGAAGCUCCUGGGAUCAGUUGUCUAUGCUCACAGCAAGGAACUCAUCACUGCUUGGUACAUCGGUUUCCUCUGUCUCAUUCUGGCUUCUUUCCUGGUAUACCUGGCAGAGAAGGAAGACAACAAGGAGUUUGAAACCUACGCUGACGCACUGUGGUGGGGACUUAUCACUCUGACUACCAUAGGUUAUGGUGACAAAUAUCCGGUAACAUGGAAUGGUCGUCUUCUUGCUGCUACGUUCACCCUGAUAGGAGUGUCAUUCUUUGCACUUCCAGCUGGUAUCCUGGGCUCUGGGUUUGCCCUGAAGGUCCAGGAACAACAUCGACAAAAACAUUUUGAAAAACGCCGAAAUCCUGCAGCAGGCCUUAUCCAGGCUGCAUGGAGAUUCUAUGCUACCAACCUCAGUCGUACAGAUCUGCAGUCGACAUGGAAUUACUAUGAGCGGACGGUGUCUGUACCGAUGUACAGGUUAAUCCCUCCUCUGAAUCAGCUGGACCUACUGCGCAACCUGAAGAGCAAGUCUGGACUGUCCUUCAGGAAAGAGCCCCAGCCCGAGCCUUCCCCCAGUAAAGAGAGUUCAUGCAAAGAAACACUAUGUGGGUGCUGCCCAGGAAAAACUAGUCAGAAAGUCAGCCUGAAGGAGCGGGUGUUCUCUAGCCCUCGCAGCUCGGGGGCGAAGGGCAAGGGCUCCCCCCAGGGGCAGGCCAUGCGCAGGUCCCCCAGCGCAGACAACAGCAUGGAGGACAGCCCCAGCAAGGUGCCGAAGAGCUGGAGCUUCGGCGAUCGUAGCCGGGCGCGCCAGGCCUUCCGCAUCAAGGGGGCCGCGUCUCGCCAGAACUCGGAAGUGCUGAUUGAGAUGCAGGACGAAGAAUACAGAUUGAAGAGCUCGCCAGAAGCCAGCCUGCCUGGAGAAGACAUUGCUGAUGAUAAUAAGAGCUGCCAUUGUGAGUUUGUGACACAGGACUUAACCCCCGGAUUAAAGGUUACAAUCCGGGCAGUGUGCAUAAUGAGAUUUAUGGUUUCAAAGCGAAAGUUCAAGGAGAGCCUGAGGCCUUAUGACGUGAUGGAUGUAAUAGAGCAGUACUCGGCUGGGCAUUUGGACAUGCUGGCUCGGAUUAAAAACCUCCAGUCCAGGAUAGAUAUGAUUGUGGGUCCCCCUCUCCCCUCAACUCCCCGGCAUAAGAAGUAUGCAUCCAAAGGACCCAUGUUCUCUUCCAAAGAUUCACCCCAAUACUCUCCUAGAGUGGACCAGAUAGUUGGGAGAGGUACUCCUGUGACUGAUAAAGACCGAACUAAAGGGUCUGCAGAAGGAGAAAUGCCAGAAGAUCCCAGCAUGAUGGGACGUCUUGUCAAGGUGGAAAAACAAGUGAUGUCAAUGGAAAGGAAGCUGGACUUCUUGGUGAAUAUCUAUGUGCAGCGGAUGGGCAUCCCUCAGUCCGAGACAGAAGCCUACUUUGGAUCCAAGGAGCCGGACCCGGCGCCCCCUUACCACAGCCCGGUGGACAGCAGGGAGCACAUGGAGAAGAACGGCUGCAUCACCAAGAUCAUCCGCUCCAACAGCUCCGUGGGGCAGAAGAACUUUGAUGCCCCCCCGGCUUCUACUGGACCCCAGAACCACUGCCCUCCUUCCACUUCAUGGCAGCAGCAGCCCAUCAGUGAGUACCACCGCUGUAGCCAAGGCACCUCCCCAGUGGGGGACCCCUCCUCACUGGUCAGGAUCCCCCCUCCCCCCUCUCACGAUCGCUCGUCAGCUGGACACAACGGGAGCAGCCGCGGGGGCUCCGACCACCCGCGCGCCGAAGACGGGAAACAGCACGACAGCGCCCUGAGGGACAGUGACACCUCCAUCUCCAUCCCCUCCGUGGACCACGAGGAGCUGGAGCGGUCCUUCAGCGGCUUCAGCAUCUCCCAGUCCAAGGAGAACUUGGACUUCCUCAAUAAUGCCUACUUCGGAGGUGUGGCCCUGUGCGCGAAGGUCAGGCCCUACAUCGCGGAGGGGGAGUCUGACACCGACUCGGACCUGUGCACGCCCUGCGGCCCCUCCCCGCACUCCGCCACUGGGGAGGGGGCUUACGGGGACAGAGGGUGGUCCAGCUCCAAGUAGGGAAGGCCAAGGACGACGACGGGUGUGUCCAGACAGGCCGGGCGAUCAAGCCUGGAAAUGUGGUCCUGAGCUCCCUACAGAAUUAGGAGACUGAGCGCGGAUAAACUCCUCCUUAUAUUUCGAACCACCUGGCUUUCUUUGUAGUGACUGCUGUGGACCCAGGCCACACUAAAGCUGUUUUUAAAAAAAAAAACUGAGGUUUUUCUAAGAGGGGCGUUCUGGUAAACGUUGGCAGGAGGCAAGCGCUUUUUCCACACCGUCAGCUCUGUCGUCUAGGCAGUGUGAAUGACCGUUUUGACUUAACAGAAAUGAUUUCACAACCCCCAAGUCUAGCUGUAGUUGGCCCUCCACCCCUCACCUCCAUUGUCUACUGAAUGUAUUUAAUUUCACAUCAGCUGAAGGUGAUUCUACUAAGGAAGGAGGGCCCAUCAUAAAACUUAAUUGCAGGUCUUAAUCACUUUAAAAAGUGGAGGUAUUGGCAGGGCUAAUUUAGUUUCUGCUGUGUGAAGUUUGGAUCUGACAAUUACAGGAUGAUGCAACUGUAUAGAUGUUACUUCACAAUGGGUAAUACAGUGAUGUAAUGCAUUACCUUUACCCAUCACCACUGACACAGCACACACUCAUUUUUAUGGGCUUUUCUUGCAAUGUAACACUUCCUUUGUUUCUUAGUAUACAGUGCUGUAUACACUCGACUGUGGCUUUGACAUAAGUAACGUGCAGCUCAUUUUUAAUAUACAUAGAAAAAGGGCUGGGAAGCCUUUGAAGUGAAUCUGCAUUUUGGUGUGGCAUGUUAAUCAAAGCAUGUAGUUAAACAGGAAUGUAAAUUUAGUGAUUAUUUAACAAAUAUCGGUCAGCAUCAGCAAGCAGUGUAACUGGAAAACUCUUAGAGCAUAAACUAAAUGCUUAUUCUGAGAUAACUUUAAAAAUGUGAAAAUCAUUACUGAAGUACAGUGACAAAGGUUCUCUCAAAGCCAUGUUUAUAUAUGGUAUAAUAAGCAUAUCAGGGAAUGUUCCAAACCAUGUGAGACAAAAUUCAAAGACUGUGUAUAAUCAUUACAGGGUCUGAUGAGGAAAACACUUGAGAUGAUAAAAAAUAUUUUCUUUGUUAUUGUUGCCAGAUUCUUUUUCAUCCGAGUUAUCAAAUCCAUAACUUUGUAUGGUACUCAGCACAUAGAUAUUUCAUUUCAUACAACUGGUUAUGUAAAAAAAAUCUAUUUUACCUUGACCUUUUUAUAAUCGAAUAUAUUUCUAAGAAGGGGAAAUUAAAUGGAAAUGAAUUUGAACAAAACAUUUGUUACAGCUCUUGAAAAGGGGCAUGCAAAGUCAUUUAAGAUAGUUUUUUAAUGUGUUAUUUAAAUGCAGUGUUCCGAAAAUCCCUAUAGCAUGACUCAGCAUACUAUACAUCACAAUGUGGACUGCACCUAGCCACAUUAACAAAGAAAUAAAAAAAUACUUUCCCAUAAACUCACAUUCAUAUACACACUGUCACGAUGAAAGCCAGGUUGAAGUUGAAAAACGAUGCCUGUAAUAGCAUGCUUCAUAUAUGUAUGAAAAAAUAUUUUUAAGACCUCAUAGGGCUGGGUAUGCAAUAGCAAAUUUUAAUUGCUUUUUAAAAGGUUGUGCAGAAAAUGUGAGUGAUUCCAGCAGGCUUUGAUGACUUUUUGUUAAAAGUCAGUCAAAACCUCAACAGAAUAUAAGCAAGGAGAAAACUGAAUUCUGUCAUACACAGCAAUCUAGCAAAGACAAAUAGGGCUGGGUAUGUAAAAACAAUUUUCUGGAAAGCAAUUAGAAGAUGAUAAUGUUGCAUUAUACAACAAUAGUUUUAAAAUGUACUUUAAAUGUAUACAGUAUCACCAUUACCAUGUAUUUGAAGACAAAAUAGUUUCAGAAUUUCAAACACAAUGUUUAUGGUAGAAACAGCUCAAUAGAAGUGGGCUGUGUUUUUUCAUAGGCCAGGCAGAUACAGACAUCCAGUGCUUUGCUUAUAUAAAAAGCAUAUAUUCGUGCGUUUUUCUUUUUCUAAUAAUGGAGUCCAAAUUUAAAAGUUCGAUUCCAGAACGUGCUCUGUUAUCACUUAAGUUGUACAUUUGCACAGGCUUUAGCAAGCUUUUCGUCUAUCAAUGUUUUGUUAUUAGAUCUAUAGGUAAGUGUGCAGCUGAAUGAACUGCAUUUGUAGAAUUCCGAUGGUUUUGUGAAAGACAAAGGAAAAAAAAAAGGGUACGCAUUUUGCACCAACGUGAAUUAGAGUAAGCAGAGGUCAGCGCACGCACUAUUAAGCCAAGCCAACCUUUAUCUAAAAAGGAUGGACGUUUUAGUGUCAGGAUUAGUUGAAUGUAAAUGUAAAGAUGAACUGAAACAUCUUCAGAAUUUGAGUCCACUUCAGGUGGACUAAGUAACAAGAAAGAACAUCCCUGAAAAGAUUAGACAGGCCAUGGUUUAGCACCUGGUUAAUUAAAGUUCAGUUUACAUUGCUGGAAUCCAAUAUGUAAUCUUAAAUUAUUUUCUGUAUACAGCAUUGGAGCAAACUGCCCUUAGACUUGCAGUUUUCAGUGCUGUUCACAGGAUGGCAGCUACAAGUGUAAAAACAGAGUGUAAUCUCACCCAUCUCUGCUUUAUCUGCUUGUGUGGUAAAAGAAAAGAGAGGCAAAAAGAGUACAAAUUCCAAUGAGACUUUCUCUGAAGUGACAUCCUCUCUGAAUUCAUUGCAAUUCAUUGUUAUGUUGACCUAUUUCUCUUACCCUCACAGAUGUGGUUUUAACAGUAUGAAACAAACCACAAAGCUUACAAAACUGAAGAAUUGAGCCUGUGUUGUAUUUAUUUGAAAUGUGUGCUCAACCUGUUUUGUCUUUCAACCACAGCUCAUGCAGUCUUUAAAAAUUUGCCUGGGCAAAUGUAAGCUUUGCGUAUUUUUGGAUAAAGGUGUUUUAAAGAUUGUGUUUUCCGUGAGCUGUGUGGAAGCAUCAUUAUGACACAAAGCACAUGCUACAGUGCUCCACCGAUUGUGCCUCAGACCCCUUGACCCUUCAGAGGUGGCCUGAGCUCAGUCCAGCACUUCUUAGCCCUGGGGCUGUGCCACAAACAGGCACAGGACACUGCAGGGCUCUGGACAGUGCAGAAUGGGCUGAGGAUAAUCAGCUGGUUAGCCUAGAGUGAUAUCGGAACCCCAAAAUAAAAGGCAUAAACAAACUGCAGGCAUCUCAUCAAAUGUUUCAUAAUCCCUGAAUCUUAAAAUGUGUGUUAUAUUGUUUGUUUUCAUGUAGUUCAUGUUGUUCAGUUUUACUUUCUAAAAGUUAAUCAAUCCACCAGCUCCGCUGAUACAAAUGGAGUGAUACAGUGUAACUUUUCCCCCCCACGGCACAGGCUCCAUAUUUUUCUCUUCUCAAGUAGCCAAACCAAUAGAAGAGUCUUUUUCAUUCAAGAUAACUUGCUGCUACUAUGGCAAUGGGAUCAAAAUGCCUGGUUUUUGGACAAAGCUGAGUAAUGAACAGACAUUAUUUCUUUUUUUAUAUGAGCAGCAGUUGCCCGAAAUGAGAUGGUUAUGGGGAAGGACCCAUCCCAGCUGUAUUCAGAAUCUUCAAAUUGUGUGGUCAUGUCAUCAAUAUCACCCAAUUUGCAAAAUCAGGAGAGGCUCAAACACCUGACCUGCUUAGUCAGAAGUAUUGAUCUGUGUAUGACAGAUAGAAAUCCAUAAAAGUGAUUCAGGAAACAGCUGGACGGGAUUCUUGGAUCAAUUGGCUUCUCACAACAAAAUAAGCCGGACAGGCCAAAUGGCUGCCUGUCGUUUGUAGUUCUUCCUGUGGUCUUAAAAGAUAUGCUUUAUUUCCCUGCCUUUCUUCCCUUAACUAUUCUUUGUCUGUGCUGCUUUGUGUGCAGAUGGUGUUUUCCCCCAAAGAUUUCUCUCAUACUGAUGCCUUGGCUUAGGAGUUGGGGGCAUUUAAGGAGUGUUUUUGUUUCACUGGUGAGCUCUCAGUUGCCCAUGGUGCACGGAAAAUACAGCUGUGAAUGUAAAUGACUUCCAACACCAUCGCUUUACAGUAUAUACGUCUCACAUGUCUGAUUGGGAACUUAUUCUCAGCCUACAGCCGGUUUGCUCUUUUCACUCACUGUGAGAGAAACCUCUUACUGUUCAUGGGUGACAUGUUUUGGCAGGGUUUUCUCGCUGCACAUUGCUCACUGUCUUUUUCUCAAUAGCUUUACGUUGAUAGACAGAGAAAUGUUUGCUUGAUUUAAAACAAAGUCAUCACCACUGUCUGCAAAGUGAAGCAGGGUAAUGAUGAUAGUGGCAAUUCAUAGACACCAGUAACUGUGCUUUGAAUCAUAUGGGUUUUUAUAAGCUUUCAAAUGUUCCAUGAGUCACUGUUGUUGCCAUAACGGGAUUUUCUAUUGCUGAUUUGUUUUUUAAAAAAGAAUGUUAAUCUGAUAGCAAUGGGAUGCCUUUAUUUUUCCUUUAAACAUGGCCUCUGUAAGCAUCUUAAGCAAAGAAAAACACUGUGCUAGUAACAUUUCUGCUGCUCCUAACAUUGUGGAAUAGAGUAGAGCUCUAAUUGUGAAAGAAAAAACAAUUGGCUUUCUUUGUCAGACAUUGUAAGUGGCAGAUAUGGGUUUCCUAUGUUUCUCGUCUAUUUUGUAAGUCAUUUCCAGACUUACUUUAUUUUUUAUUGUCCUGAACAUCGUGGUAGCACGUUUGGGAUUUCCAACAAAUGUGUUCUUCAGAGAGAGUUGCUGUUAGUUUUAAGAAAUCCAAAUCCAAUGUUUAUUUUGGGGGGAAAUACAGUAAAUGGGUGAACUACAGAGGUUAGGUCUCUGAGUUGGGGUCUUCCACUGUGUGCAGAUAGAAUUAACGACAAGGGUCUUGUCAGAAUUUGCUGCUGUUUGGCAGCUGUGGGUGACUGGUCAGAAGACUGUGCAUUUAUUAUUGCCCUUUGCAUUGAUGGUAGCAUUCAUGGUACACUUCUGAAUGUAUUGCUUUUACCGAACUUCUCGGAGCUCCUCAGUCAAUGUAAGGAAAACAAUCACACAGUGUUAAUGAGUGACAAGAGCAAUACCAAACAGCGAGCAGAUCUUGACGUUCAGAACUUUACAAUAUGGACUACCAGUCCUGAAAGCCUUAAUUUUAGACGUACAGUAUGACACUUAGUGGUUGCAUCAGUUAACUACCGCUAAUUUCUUUUGCUCUGACUUCAUCUUUUUACUUAAACCGAUGAAAGCGUGAAAGAAAAAUCUUUUCAUAUCAAUUUUCUGAUGUACCUAGGGUCUUCAACAGUUUAACACAAUCAAAGUGUUUUAAAAAUAAGGUGUAUGAGUAAUAAUUAUGUAUUAUAUAAUGUUUGCAGUUAUGAUUCUUUUUUAAUUUUUUAGAUAUGUUUAAAAUGAAUGCUUGCCAGCAUGUUUUUAACAGCUGAAUGCCAUAAAUAUAGCUUUCACAUACUGCAUAGCAUCUGUGUUGUAGGACAACCAUGGCCACAUGGACAAUGUAUAAUAAACUUUGUACAUCUCAUGUUCGGGACUUGUCUUCAUAUUCAUUUCAGCCUGAUGAGUUGUGACCACAGACAUAGCUAUAGUAUUGUGUAUUGAUCUACUGUACUUUCGAAAGAAAAUAAAAAUGAUGUAGACUUC
This is a messenger RNA of Lepisosteus oculatus (spotted gar), 8600 nucleotides long. The record is from RefSeq and is a predicted model, not a curated record. Lineage: Eukaryota; Metazoa; Chordata; Actinopteri; Semionotiformes; Lepisosteidae.